Ichthyophthirius multifiliis is the source of this 218-nucleotide messenger RNA. Its product is annotated as protein phosphatase 2c, putative. The transcript is spliced from 3 exons. The annotation marks the transcript as partial. NCBI's taxonomy places the organism in Eukaryota, Ciliophora, Oligohymenophorea, Hymenostomatida. Gene Ontology annotation, molecular function: protein serine/threonine phosphatase activity. The record is from RefSeq and is a predicted model, not a curated record. Gene Ontology annotation, biological process: protein dephosphorylation.
AUGUAAGACGAAGAUAUUCCUGGUUUAGCUAUGUCGAGAAGUUUUGGAGAUUUAAUAGCUGCUUAAUGUGGUGUUAUUUGUGAACCAGAUAUUAAAAUUUUGGACAUUUAAUGUGAGGAUAAAUUUAUUGUUAUUGCUUCAGAUGGUGUUUGGGAGUUUUUAAAUAAUAGAGAUGUUAUGCUUUAAAUUGUACCUUAUUAUAUUAGAAAAAGUGCUGA